Molecule: messenger RNA, 5001 nt
Organism: Anopheles gambiae (African malaria mosquito)
Lineage: Eukaryota; Metazoa; Arthropoda; Insecta; Diptera; Culicidae
Gene: stj
Product: voltage-dependent calcium channel subunit alpha-2/delta-3
Exons: 21
Coding region: 977-4849 (1290 amino acids)
Cellular component (GO): voltage-gated calcium channel complex
Molecular function (GO): voltage-gated calcium channel activity
Source: RefSeq, a predicted model, not a curated record
AAUCUGCUCCACAAACGCACACACACACGCGCACACACGGAAAAACGGGAAACGGUAUUGGGCUUUUCACCAUCGCCAGGGCAAAGAAAAAGAUGGACGCCAUUGUUGCAGUUUGCUGCUGAACGGGUUGAAAACGACCAGGGGGCCUUUUGCUUUCUCCGCGGACCUGUGCUGGGUGGCGUUUUUGUUGUCGCACUGUGGUCGGACAAUGGUUAAUGCCGAGUGCGUUGGAAAGUGUGCGUUGGAAUCGUUUGCGAACGGAGCUAGUUGCUAGUGCUAGUGGUGCUGUGCGGGUAUUUGCGGUGGUCGGGAAGUUUCUGUUUCUGUUAGGGUUAGGAUUUUGUUAGGGAGAGAGAGUGAGAGAGUGCGCGUGCGGAGUGGGAGAAAGGUGUGUGCAGCAGUGAAAGAAAAAAACGGGUGAAAAAUCCUGUAAGCCCCCCUACAAAGGAGUCCCGUUUUUUUGGAGUUCCCUGUGUGUGUGUGUAUGCGUAGUUAGUUCAUUAAUUGUGUGAUUGGUUUGUGAUUGGAAAUUCGGUAGAGUUGUAGUGAAAAUUGUAGCUCAAGCACAGCUCCAACCACUCCUGCGCCAGUCCCCAAAAGAAGCAUACUCCAACGUGUGUAUUUCUGUGUGUGUGAGUGUGUGUGUGUGUCCUGGAAAAUUACUUCAUCGUUCCUUCGUUGCUUGUCGGCGGUGCUGUGCGUGCGUGCCAGUUGCCCCCGUCGCUGGAUAACGCUGGCCACCGUCCUCGGAUGUGUGGCUGUCCGUGAGCCUCGGCCCGCCGUUUGCCAGCCUACACGAGGGACAGUAAAAAGUGAAGCCUUCCCCACGCCCGUCCGCCCGCUGUAGCAGCCGUCAAACAGCAGACACAAACCAGCACGCCACGCCAGCACAAAGGGCCUGUGGUUGGUCCUGGUGUGCGCCUAGAACACAAAAUUUCGGACCGUCCGAGAUACCAGAGCGCGGCCAUCGGCGACGAUGUUGUACACGGGCGGCAGAAGUAGCUGCGGGAUACUAGCGUUCACGUUUCUGCUGUUCUUUGCCAUCUCGAUUACCCGCAGUGCCGAUGAGCCGACGACAACAAUCAAGUACAACGUUGUCCAAGCCUGGGCGGCCAAACUGGGCGGUGAGCUGUGGCAUUUGGGGGAUUUUAUAACGAGAAGAAAGGAGGUGGAAGAGAGUUUUAAACAAGCGCAGGUAGUUAACAAAAAUGGAGCAAAAAUCGUGGAAGAGAUGGCCAAGGAUCUCAAGUACAUGAUGGAUGCGAAAGUGAGCGCCGUGAAGCGCAUCAUGGAUACGGCAGAGAACACUGCCAUAUCGUUCGACGAGGAGCCGGUGAACCAAAGCUUCCAGUACUACAACGCGAAGCAGAUGAUCGAGCCGGGCGAAAUCAUCACCACGCCGAUCCCGAUGAUCGACGAGGACCCGGCCGACAUUACCACGCCGAUACCGCCGAAGGAGAUCGUGCUGACGAAGAAGCGCCACUUCUUCAACGAGGCCGUCAACACGACGGUCAGCUCGGUGCACGUGCCGACGAAUGUGUACGACCGGGCGACCGAGGUGAUCAAGGCGAUCAAGUGGUCCGAGGCGCUCGACUCCAUCUUCUACAACAACUACAUCGGCGACCCGACGCUGACGUGGCAGUACUUUGGCAGCUCGAGCGGCUUCCUGCGCCAGUUCCCGGCGACCAAGUGGGAGCAGGACCCGGUCGACCUGUACGACUGCCGGCUGCGCUCCUGGUACAUCGAGGCGGCCAACAGCCCCAAGGAUAUGCUGAUCCUCGUGGACAGCUCCGGCUCGAUGACGGGCCAGCGGAAGGACAUUGCCAAGCACGUCGUCUCGAACAUCCUCGACACGCUCGGACCGAACGACUACGUCAACAUUUUCACCUUCUCGGAAGAGGUGGCGGAAGUGGUGCCGUGCUUUCGCGACACGCUCGUGCAGGCCAACAUGGGCAACAUUCGCGAGCUGAAGCUCGGUAUGGACAACAUAGAGACCAAUGAGAUCGCUAACGUUUCAGCCGCCCUCACGAGGGCGUUCGAGCUGCUGGAACAGUUCCGGGAAACCCGCAACGGGGCCCGGUGCAACCAAGCGAUCAUGUUGGUCUCGGAUGGUGUUCCAUACAGCUUCGACGAGGUGUUCGAGCAGUUUAAUUGGAAGGAGCUUCCGUUCAUACCGGUGCGCGUGUUUACGUACCUGAUCGGGCGCGAGGUGGCGGACGUGAAGGAGAUCAAGGAGAUGGCGUGUCGCAAUCAGGGUUAUUACGUGCAUCUCAGUACGAUGGCGGAGGUGCGGGAGGAAGUGCUGAACUAUAUACCGGUCAUUGCGCGACCGCUGGUGCUGAACAAGCGCGAACAUCCGGUGGUUUGGUCGGAGAUAUAUGCGGACGUUGAGGAUCCCAAAAUGACCGACUGGCUAUGGGAGAUUAAGGAGCGAGCCGAGCAGAAGGAACGCUUCAUCGAUUAUCGCAAAAAUCGGGUGCUGUUCUACUCGCCGGAAGAGCAACAUCGGCGCAUGAUCAUGAAGCAACGCAUGAACCAGGACCCGUACUCGAACACUCAGAAGUACAACUUCAUGACGACCGUCUCGGUGCCGGUGUUUGAUCGCCGAGAGAAUGCGAACAUCACCGAAGAUAUACUGAUGAACGAGGCAUACUGGGUGACGAUCACUCGCGAGACGCGGGUGGCCAACAUACUCGGUGUGGCUGGAGCCGAUGUGCCAAUAGCGGAAAUAAAAAAAUACCUUAAACCUCACCUGCUUGGUGUAAAUGGAUACGCCUUCAUUGUUACCAACAAUGGCUACAUCCUCACGCAUCCUGACUUCCGUCCAGUUUUUCAAGAUAUUCUCAAGCCAGCCUACAACACGGUCGACAUGAUCGAGGUCGAGUUGACCGAUGACGACCAAGGGCCACGAGAGUUUAACAACCAACUGCUUAACAUGCGUGAAUCUAUCAUUAAUCAGUCGACUGGAGCCAAGUGGAUACGGGUGAAGUACCACUUUGAUGAGAUGAAACGGGUAUCGCGUACGAAGCGCCAGUACUACUGGACACCGAUCAAGAACACCCCGUUCACGCUGGUGGUCACGUAUCCCGAGACGUACGGGCUCAAUCGGCUGCAGAUACGCACGGAGGACGAGAUCCACCGUAUUCACGCGAAAGGCAGCAACGUGGCCAGCUUCUUCACCGGUAACAAUUGGAAAAUCCAUCCGGAUUGGGUGUACUGUAAAUAUUUAAACGAACACCCGAACGAAACGUUCGCCACGCCGGAGCUGGAGCUGAAGCAUUUCCUCGAGCGCAUGAAGCUCGGUGGCUGGAAGUGGCCGUCAAACCGCACACCGCCCCCACCGGAACAUGCCAUGUUCUCUAAUAUAACGGGCAAAUUGCCAGAUAAGGACUAUUAUUACUGCGAUCGCGGUUUGAUGCAAGCGCUCGUCUACGACGCAAAGGUAACGGAAUGGUUCUCGAAGAACGUUAGCGGGAGUGGCGGAAACAAGGACGAGAAAGGUCCAAGUCCUAUCGCUGUAUUGAUGGGUUUGCUGCCAAGGAACGAGUUUAAACAGCGCUUUGGCAUCACCGUCUCUUUUCUGGCCACGCACUCAGGGCUAACGCGAUGGCAGGAGUACGCCACCGGUGCGGACGAAUCGAAACAAGCCGAACCCGAUUUUAGCGAAACGCACAACCGAGCGAUCGACGAGGUGUGGUACAAGCGGGCGGUAGAGCUGUACUACAGCAACCGCAACCGGAAGGGUGCGGACGGCGAGAACGGCAAGGACGAUAGCGAUCGGAACAGCUUCGUCUACUCGGUACCGUUCGAUGCGGGCAACCGGAACGACACGCUCGUCACCGCCAGCCAUGCGAUUUUCCACGCGGACGGGGCGCGCGAAGCGCCGGUCGCGGUGGUCGGCUUCCAGUUCCACCACUCGGCGCUGUACACGCUGUUCAAGAACAUUACCAGCCAGUGCGGCCACGGUGAUCCGCGGUGCGAGAAGACCUGCUUCACCGGCGACUACCAGUGCUACGUGAUCGACAACAACGGGUUCGUGGUGAUCAGCGAGCAGCUGCAGGAGACGGGCGCCUUCUUCGGCGAGGUGAAGCCCGCCUUCAUGCAGCGCCUGCUGGACGACAGCAUCUUUCGCAAUGUGACCGUGUACGACUACCAGGCGGUGUGCUUCAUGGCGAAGGGUUCGAUCAAUCUCGGCACGGUACUGCAGACGCCGCUGCGAUUGCUCUGGUGGCUGCUGACCAACACGUUCUCGUACCUGGUGUGGGUGGUGAUGCAGCUGUUUCUCAGCCUGGCACGGGCGUACGAUGAAAUGUACGACACCGGAGCGUAUGAUGUGGUGCCCGAGCUGGGCGAUCUCGACGAUCCAACGCUGAACCGGUACAAGGAGCCCGAGUUUAACAAGGUGCUGAUCAACCGUACACGUCCCGAGCCGUGCGAUCACGUGAUCACGCUGUACGAGCUAAACAUGGACGUCGACCCGUCGGUAUACACGAAGGAGGCCCACCAGUGCGAACGUCCCUACGUAGUGCUGCCGAUUCCGUCCAGCAAUCUGCUGCUGCUCGUGCUGGACACGCUCUGCCCACUGCCCACCCACGUGCCACAGCUGUCGACGUGGCCAGUGGAGCACGAUUACAAUGCUUCGCUCGCCUGCCACAAAGCCCGGAGCGAUCCGCUGCCGCGUCGAAGGCCGCUCACCUGCAUCAACAAGCACGCGAAUGAAAGUGUGAUUGAGCUGUGCGGUGACGGUAGCAUACCGAGGCUAAAUGUUGCUUUGCUGCUUGCCCUGCUAGCGUUCGGCCAGUGCAUCGGGCGGCGGUACACUGCCGGCGCCCUCUUCGCUUACCUCUGAGACGCGUCUUCGUGAGCGCGUACUGCCCAAUAGCGUUCCCUUUUUCCGGUUCGGGUUUCCUUUCCACCGUACCGUAGACGGUGUAGCGACGGAGCGACCGGGUGGAGCAAUUCGUAUACAGGAAGAACCGCAUACUGCAAAAAAAAAACAAA